Molecule: messenger RNA, 1602 nt
Organism: Aspergillus fischeri NRRL 181
Lineage: Eukaryota; Fungi; Ascomycota; Eurotiomycetes; Eurotiales; Aspergillaceae
Exons: 1
Coding region: 1-1602 (533 amino acids)
Biological process (GO): transmembrane transport
Cellular component (GO): membrane
Molecular function (GO): transmembrane transporter activity
Source: RefSeq, a predicted model, not a curated record
AUGUCUUCUCCCGACGGGUCUACGAUGCUUAGCAGCAGACCCAUUAGCAAAGAGGAAGUCGACAGACCCAACGACCUAAUGUCAGGACCUGGCGGUGCUGGCGAACCAGACGAUGGAGGUCCUCCAUCCGCUUUCUCAUCGACCUUCCAAGAGGCGCUCUUCAUCUUUGUCAUCGGCUUAUCGCAGCUCUUCUCCGUUGGCGGUCUUGGAAAUGCAGCUUUCUCAGUACAAGAAAUUGCUCACUCGCUGAACGCCACAAGCAAUGGUCAGAUGUCCUGGUUCCUGGCCGCAUACUCUCUCUGCGGAGGUGUCUUUGUUCUGGUGACUGGACGACUGGGUGACCACUUUGGCCACAAGUAUGUGUUCCUUUUCGGAUGGAUGUGGAUGGCACUUUGGUCUCUGGUCAGCGGCUUUGCCAAAGAUGUGAUUCUCUUCGACAUUGCUCGCGGGAUGACUGGCAUUGGCAACGGCGCACUGGUUCCCAACUCAUUCGCCCUCCUGGCGCGUGCAUUCCCACCAUUUUCGGUCAAGAAGAACAUUGCCUUUGCUUUCCUCGGGUUCUGCGCGCCUUCGGGUUACAUCUUCGGAGGACUCAUCGGCGCUGCCUUUGCCGAGAAAGUCACCUGGCGAUGGGGAUUCUGGUUCUGGGCCAUUGGCUGCCUCGUCCUCGGCGUGGUGACGUAUUUCAUUGUCCCUCACAGUGUGGGCUCGCCAAUUCCCGGACUCAGCAUCAAGCAAUUUGACUACAUCGGAUCUGUCCUCGGCAUCUCGGGUCUCAUCCUCUUCUCCUUCGCCUGGAACCAAGCGUCCGUGGUGGGCUGGGAACAACCCUACGUCUACGCGCUUCUCGUCGUCGGCAUUUUCUUGAUCGUUGCGUUUGUCUUCUCGCAGUCGCAUGUCCAGGCUCCCGUUCUCCCCAACACUCUCUGGACCCGCAAAGGCUUCUCCCCCGUCGUGACGGCCAUGUCGUUCGGCUGGAUGUCGUUUGGCAUCUUCCUCUACUACACAACCGUUUACAUUCUCACCGUUCACAAGGCGCAACCGCUCACGGCUGUCGCUCAGAUGGUCCCACUGGUCAUUGGCGGUCUGUUCGCGACUGCCUCAGUCGGUAUCUUCAUCGCCAAGGUCCCCGCGCAGUACAUCUUCGGAGUCUCAAUGUUCUCCUUCUUCGUUGGUUGCCUGCUCAUGAGCUUCGUCAACUACUCAUCCGUCUACUGGGCCUUCAUCUUCCCCGCGUGUCUGCUAGUCGUCGGCGGACCGGAUCUGUCCUUCGCUUCGUCGGGGAUUCUCAUCUCAAACGCGGUCUUGCCCGAGGAGCAGGGUGUCGCGGGCUCAUUCAUUUCCACCGUUGUGCAGUACUCCAUCUCUAUCGGUCUGGGUAUUGCCGCUACUGUCGAGGCGCAUGUAAACAACGGUGGACAGGAUAUUGUACGCGGGUACCGCGGUGCGCUCUGGCUCGGUAUUGGCUUUGCGGCUGUCGCCUUCUUUAUUGUGGUUUUCUUCGUCCGGGACACGCGGUUCGACAAGAAGGAGGAUGAGAAGGAUGCUGCGAGCAGCACUGAUGGCGCGUUCGAGACGUCUGUCGACAAGCCGAAUGCUUGA